Brettanomyces bruxellensis is the source of this 1401-nucleotide messenger RNA. RefSeq lists its product as uncharacterized. Gene Ontology annotation, biological process: protein N-linked glycosylation; dolichol-linked oligosaccharide biosynthetic process. The record is from RefSeq and is a predicted model, not a curated record. The coding region runs from base 1 to 1401 and encodes 466 amino acids. Gene Ontology annotation, molecular function: dolichyl pyrophosphate Glc2Man9GlcNAc2 alpha-1,2-glucosyltransferase activity. NCBI's taxonomy places the organism in Eukaryota, Fungi, Ascomycota, Pichiomycetes, Pichiales, Pichiaceae. Gene Ontology annotation, cellular component: endoplasmic reticulum. The transcript has a single exon.
AUGUCACUUUUAGCAGAUUUGGUAGAUUUGGGAAUUGCCGGCUUUGGCUUUUUACCAUUAAGAAUAUUUCACGAUACCAUUGAUGAACUCGUCGAUUAUCCAUUUAUAGAUGAGAUAUUUCACGUACAGCAAGCACAGGCUUAUUGUGACGGCGACUGGCAGUACUGGAACUCUAAGAUUACUACACCGCCCGGCCUUUAUUGGUUAGGUGCCCUGUACGAUAAUCUUGUCGAUAGCACAUGCUCAUUGGAUGAGCUGCGAAGUCUCAAUCUUCUAGGAGGAGUCGUUCUUGCUGCUUUAGCAUACUACCUUCGGAGAAGAGUGCACAAUGCUGGUUUCAGCACCUUUUCCAUCUUGAUGAACCCACUUUUGAGCAUCUACUACUCGCUUUUCUAUACAGACGUCUGGUCUGCUGUUUUGACCAUUGGGGGAUAUUGCAUUGCCACAGUGCGGCCGUUUAAGAAAGAUAUUAUGAAUGCAGCUCUUUCUGCAAUGUUGGGAUUUGUCUCGAUCACUUUCAGACAGACGAACAUUGUCUGGACCGCGUUUUCCAUGGUUGCACUUCUAGAUUCAAUUGCAAAGGAUCAGAACUUGUACACGGGAGACUUCAACCAGGACAUGAAAGCUCUUGCACACUUGGCAGUGAGUAGGAUAGGGCUUCUUGUUCCAUACAUGCUUGUUGCUGCUGCUUUUGGCUUCUUUGUCUACAGCAAUGGAGGCAUCACUUUGGGCGAUAAAACAAACCACAUGAUCACAUUCCACGCAAUGCAACUAUUCUACUGUGCGACGUUUAUUACAGGAUUCACACUUCCACUAUGGUUCUCAUUCAAGAUCAUAGAAGAUUACAUCAAGGACAACUUGUUGUCGAAGAAGGGACUUUUCUGGAAUGCUAUCUGGAUUCCGUUAAUCGGACUCACAAUCAAGAAUUUCACUGUUAUUCAUCCCUUCCUGUUGGCCGACAACAGGCACUACGUCUUCUAUCUUGUCAGGCGGUUCAUCAUGCGAACAGAAAAUGCAAGAUACGAGCUUAUACCAAUAUAUCAUUUCUCUUGCUAUGUGGUCUGGAAGUUUAUCAAGCAAAGCUUCAGUGAGUAUAGUUCGUCGAACUCUUCUUUGGCCAUGUUCUUUGCCCUUAUCUGUUCAACUGCCUUGACUUUGGUUCCAUCUCCUCUCUUGGAGCCAAGAUAUUUCAUCAUACCAUUUCUUUUCUUCCGGAUGAUGAUCAAUCCUUCAUUCGACCCAAUUAUCAACGUUGAAUGGUUGAGAAAGCACAAUACUGCCAUCAGGCUUGUGCUUGAAGGAAUCUGGAUCUGGAUGUGGACUCAGGCUGUCUAUGUCAUAUUCAUCAGAUACACAUUCCCGUGGGAUUCCGAGAUUCAUCCACAAAGAGUCAUCUGGUGA